AUGUCACCCGCAGCGCCAUCUGUUUACGUCCCACCUGCUGUGCAGCACUUAAUCGCCGCCAUGAAACGUCAACUAGAAAUUGAAUGCCAGGCUCGAAAACGUGCUGAAGAACUUUAUCUAGAUGAAAUGCGCUUGCGCAUUCAGAUGGAAGAAGUGGUUGAUAGGUCACAGAGGGAACGGGGACAGACACAAGAACGAGGUACAUCUCAGCGAUAUCCCUCAGUGCAUGCUUCACCGCGUGCGACUUCGGCGCACGCAAGUCCAGAAGGAGCUGGGCAGCGGGAUGGUGAAGUCGAACCAAUAUCCAUUGAUACCACUUAUCCGAAUGCUACGACGGAAGAUUCUUGUGCUUAG
Messenger RNA from Suillus bovinus, 354 nucleotides. RefSeq lists its product as uncharacterized. NCBI's taxonomy places the organism in Eukaryota, Fungi, Basidiomycota, Agaricomycetes, Boletales, Suillaceae. The coding region runs from base 1 to 354 and encodes 117 amino acids. The transcript is spliced from 2 exons. The record is from RefSeq and is a predicted model, not a curated record.